AUGGACUCAAUUAUCUCCCGUGUCCUAAGACACGUUAUUGGGUUCGUAAACGCACCGAAUAACGCCGGGCUGAAGGAGAAUGUUUUUCAUAUCUUUGAGCAAAGUAUAGCCUACCGGGCUCAGGAGGAUGCAGAUUGCUACGCCAACUUUAACAGAUCUCAAAAGGAUUUGAGCAGAUUGGAAGAGCAGAUAAGAUCGAGGGGGACGUCCAAGGCUCGGCAACAGAAGACGAUGGAGAUUGAGGCCGAACUGUGCAACAUCACGAAAGAAGUGGACCAUCUUUGCGAGAUCAAGGAUAUCAAGGAUGAGCUGAAAAUGAUACACAAGGUGUUGGACGAUCAGAAGGCUGUCAUUCACCAAUACACAAAGAGCCAAGAAGAACUGAACUUUGUCACCAGUAAAAAUCAUUCCGACGAAGACGAGGAGUGGCUAUCAGGAGAUGGAGAAAGUGAACUACUAUUGGAGGCAAAGAACAUCUUGGAGCAGCGGAUCUCAAAGGUCAAAUCGCUUUUCACAGACGCUUCUACGGUAGAGAAUUCGAAGCAAGGAAAUCUAAUCGUCUCGUUUUUGUAA
Molecule: messenger RNA, 573 nt
Organism: Fusarium graminearum PH-1
Lineage: Eukaryota; Fungi; Ascomycota; Sordariomycetes; Hypocreales; Nectriaceae
Exons: 4
Coding region: 1-573 (190 amino acids)
Source: RefSeq, a predicted model, not a curated record